Macrosteles quadrilineatus (aster leafhopper) is the source of this 6006-nucleotide messenger RNA. RefSeq lists its product as uncharacterized. Gene Ontology annotation, molecular function: metal ion binding. The coding region runs from base 161 to 3460 and encodes 1099 amino acids. The record is from RefSeq and is a predicted model, not a curated record. The transcript is spliced from 21 exons. Gene Ontology annotation, biological process: superoxide metabolic process. NCBI's taxonomy places the organism in Eukaryota, Metazoa, Arthropoda, Insecta, Hemiptera, Cicadellidae.
UUACCCACCCAGUCAGUUCCUUGACUCACACUGCCAAGUCAACAACAACUAAUGCUUUUCUAGGUGUUUAUCUGUUUCAUUUUUAGAAAGUUAUAGUUCAAAAAUACAAGUUUUUAGAAAAUGACCAUACACACAUUUUAAUUUUCUUUGUUAAUUUGAAAUGCUUUUAGUCCUUAUUAUUCUAACAGUCACAGGAGGAGGCAGUGCUGUACAGCUGAUUGCGAGGUUCUCCAGUCACGGAGUCCAUGGCACAGUUCAGUUCUCUCAGACCCAGAGCCUGGUGGAGGUGGAGACAGAGCUCUCCUGGACCAAGGAUGAGGCGAGGCCAGACACUGUGUCUUGGGCUGUCCAUCGGUUCCCGGUGGACUACAGAGUCUUGGAGGACCGAUGUAGUGAUGCUAGGAUUGGCUCAAGAGUGUUAAAUUUGGAUGAAGUGUUUGGAUCGUUGUCAUUGAAUGGUACUCUGACUGCUGACAACACCACAGAUGUGAUCAACCUUAUUGGUCCAUCAGGCAUUUGGGGUCAGUCUGUGGUUCUAAACUUGGGAAAUAACAAUCUAGCCUGCAGCACUCUGAUGCCAGAUGGUAGGACAAGUGUUAGACUGGCUGAGGCAAGGUUUAACGGACCUGUGUCAGGGUCAGUGAUGUUCCAGUGGCUCGGCAGCAGCGGAGACACUGACUCUGCCAUUCUCACUGACUUGUACCACACACAUCAACGAGCCAGGCCUUCCCUACACAAGUGGAAGAUAUUCACCACUGACAUCCUAGACUCUGAAGCAGACAAGUCUAGAAGAGACUGCAAUGCUCUGCAAGUCCUCUAUCAGACCCAUGACGGAGGAGGCUCUGGUGACCUUGACUCUAGACUAGGGAAGGUCAACAUUGGAGUCAAGCGAACUGAAAGCAGUGCAGGCAAAAAAAACUUGUAUCACUCUGCCAACUUGACUUUGUUGGAUCUUCGCAACAAGCAGCGCCAUCUGUACCUUGUGCUGUAUGAUAACUUGCACACAGAGUCUUACUUAGCCUGUGCUCGCAUCACCCCAUUGGAGCCUACCAUUGUCAAGUCAGCGAUGCAGACUAAUGGGCUGAAGGGUACCCUGACUCUUCAGCAGAUAUCUCCUUUCACCUCUACUCAGGUCUCGUUGUGGUGGGAGAGCAAACCUGAUGGUCUUGGAGGGUUUAGGAUCCAUGAGCUGCCGGCAACCCCGGAUAUCGGGGAUACCAAGGAACACAGACAUUGUCAAGGCAUUGGGGUGGUGUACAACCCUUCCAACAAACCAACAGCUGCUGAGGCUCCACUACCAGGUGAGGUAUCCCAAGAUUUGUAUGCAGUAGGUGACCUGUCAGGCAAGGUUGGAUAUGAUAACAAGCGCCGGUGGGACACUCACUUGCCACUGUUUGGCCGUCACUCUGUUGCUCAUCGCUCAUUUGUUGUCUAUAAGAACAAUGAUACAAGUGGGAUUGAAGAGCCCUGGGUCUGCUCCACUCUUACAAGGUUCACUCGCCACAACACCAAAGUACCAAUGGCAACAGCUGAAGCAAUAUUCAGGUACCCUCUAGCUGGACGAGUGAUAUUCCGGCAGCCCAAGGAGGACUGGACAUCAGACACAGUGGUGAUGGUGGAACAGCUAGUACAUGCUGAUGGUACAUCGCUCAAGACUACCCAGGACCACCGGUGGGGUGUCAGUAUGGAGCCUCCAGGCAAAGACUUCUACGAUUGGCAGAACCGAUGUGUCAGCGCUGGACUUCCUUAUGAUGGGUUCCUUGUUUAUUUUGAGAACAAAACAGAAGACUGUCUCUCCCACACACCGGAUGGCUUCUGUCGUAUUGGCUCCCUGUCUGAUCGUCUAGGGCUAAUGAACAUUGCUGGUCGAAAGAAUGAAAGUGACUUGGUGAGCCGUACACUGUGGACGGACACUCUGCUGCCUCUAUCAGGCUCAUACAGUGUUGUGGGAAGGUCAUUUGUUAUUUAUGAUGAUCACGGUCCCAAGGCAAGAGGAGAAAGGCUUGCGUGCAGCAAGAUUACAAAUGUUUUCCGUCGCAAAGGAGUCGUGAGAGACUGGUUUGGCAAUGGUGAACUGACUACUGUGAGUGGGAAAAUAGAGCUGUUCCAACAAACUGAGUAUGAAGCUACAGAUGUAGAGUUCACAUUGGGUGGCCUGAUCAGUGCUGACACAUUCCACAUCACCAAGAUCCCAGUCAGCGAGUACUAUGAGUUUCCAUGUGAGGAGUCAACAAUAGGUACAAUGUUUGACCCGUACCAAGUUAGAGAGUCUACAACUGCUAUUACCAGUGGCACUCCUGAUUUGUACGCUAUUGGUGACCUCAGUGGUAAGUACGGCCACCUAGAGGGAGCCUCACACUUUGACACUGCAGUCAACGACUCAUCUCUCAUGUUGUUUGGACAACGCAGUGUUCUAGGCCGCUCUGUCACCAUCUUCAGGAAAGAUUCUAAAAGGUGGGCGUGUGCCACCAUAGAAAGAGGAUAUGCUCCAUCAGAAGCAAGAGAGUUGAGAGCUAUUGCUUCCUUCCACCAUCCAAAAGGAUUUGCUUGGGGAUAUAUACGCAUGACUCAGCUAAUUCACUACGACGGAAGCGCAAGUGAUACAAUAAUCGAAGUCAACCUCAAACAUCCUGGUGAACACGAUCGUAACUUUACCCAAAACCACAACUGGGCUAUCUAUGUGAACCCCGUGGGUGUGGACGCCACUGUACAAGUGCUGCACACCCGUUGUACUGCGGCUGGCUACAUGUGGAACCCUUACUACACCCAGCUGGCAGAUCCUCUCAAUCAAGAGCUGUACCAGCAGGAGUGUGGUUCCGACCAUCCUCUCCGGUGCUAUGUGGGAGACUUGUCAGGACGACUGGGUACAAUAGACAUUGGCGGCCGCAAACGGGUCUUCUCUGAUCCUAACUUCCCUCUCGAGGGUACAGUAUCUGCAAUGGGAAAAUCAAUAGUGAUUCUAGAUAAAAAUAGAGGACCAGACAAGUUUGCCUGCGCAAACAUAGAGCCUGACAAAGAUACUAUCAAGUAUGUCAAUGUUAGACGACCUCCAAAGUUCAUUGUGUCCCAGUUCCUGGAGGAGGUGAGGAGAGUGAUGGGAGUCCCGGAGUGGCUGCUGACUAUUGACACCAGGCGCACAAAGAUCCUGCAUGGCGGCUCUUGUAUUCAGCUACUUAUCCAUUUUAAAGGCCCUGAAGCCAAUAGACUGGAACAAGACUUCAGUCGGCUUUUGUCAGUUGGUAAACUUGAAUCACCUAGUCUAUACAUUUCUGGAUAUCUAUUCCCUGCCAAUCGCAAAACACGGAUAUCAUAUAAGCUAUGUGGAGCCGAUAAUGAAAAAGAAGGAGCCAAACUCCUGUAUGGUGGUGGUUUUGGAUCCCGUUUCAAUGCAGCUCAUCUAGUUUCAUCAACUUUCAGCAUCCAAUUGACAACCCUUCUAAUCUCUUUCUACAUUUUAUAGUGGUUAUUGUAAUAAUUUACCUGUUGUUUGGUAAAGUAUUGUUUUGAGAUUACUUUAAUAGCAAAAAUGUGUAAUAUUAAAAAAAAUUACAUCUAGGAUGAUCCUUACCACUUGCAAUUGAUAUUAUUUUUAUAAAAAAAUGUUUAUCGUAUAAUUUAUUAAAAGACAUAUUUAACUUACUACACAAACUGAUAAGCUUUAAAGGGUUUUUUAAAUACGUUUUUUACUGUAGUUUAUUUUAAGUUCUUACACGACGGUUGUAAUAAAAUUUGGAAAUUUUCAUCUUUUAAGGGUGAAAAUAAAAAAUAAAAUGUUUGAACAUUUAAAAACCACAUAAUAUCCUGUUUCUUUGACGGGAUAUUAUGGGAGGAUAUUCGGAGGGAUAUUAUGUUGCUUGUUCCCAAAACUCAUUCAACUUUAUCCCACCCUGCAGCUUCAAGCCAAAUUUCAUAAAAAUCUGACCAAAAUUACUUGAGUUUAUCACAUUCACAGACAAGUAGGCUAGGCCUAUGCUGUAUAUAUGUAUAGAUAUUUUGUAUUACAAUUUUAACAAACAGUUUUUAGCCACUGGGGACAUCUAUAUUAAUAAAAAGAGUUUGUUGGAUUUUUGUGUGCAGCAAAUGGACUCCUAAAUAUAUAUUUUUAUAGAUAUAUUGGGUAUCAGUUUAAAGCUCUUAUCCUCUAAAUGUGCCAUUUGCGGGUUUGGAUGGUACCCCGUAAAAGCCCUUUAUCCUAUAGGCUUUUAAAAUUUCAUAGUUUGUGCUGAAUUCUGUUGUCAAUCAUCUGAACUUUUUCAAGUUUACAUUUGUUUACAUCAAAAUAGAUGGUCAUUAUACAAUUUUGUUUACAUCCAUUCAAAAAUUGAGUUAUCUGUAGUCGAUGUGUCAGUUAAGUAAAAUGUUGUAAUGUUAUUUGUAUAAAAUAACAAUAAAACGUCUUUUAUUUCAAGCGGUUUUCAGUAACAAUACUGUUUUUCAAAACUACUCAAGUCAAUACAAAAGAAAUAUUAAAGAAGAAGAAGAAGAAAUGUAAAGAAGAAAAUGACUUAGGUUAGAUAUUGUGUUGUGAGAGGAUUUUGUGUCUUCAUAGUAUGUAAGAUCGAAGAGAUCGUGUACGCAAUGAAAAUAAUAGGGCUCGCAAUGCAUAAUAGGGAUAUGAUGAGACAUUAUCGUUUUAAUCCUUAUCAACCGGAUUUUGAUGUCACAAAGUGAUGUAAGAUGCUAGUUAAAAUGAAGAGGUAAAUCGGUCCUGGGUCUGGAUCUGUCCAUGAGACCUACAGUAAUAGCUUAUCCCCUGUAUGAGAAUUUCACUAUAAAAAUUAUAAUUCCUUUACAAGAAAGAUGAGGUUUUUUUUUACUUCCCUUCACUGGUGAAUAGUAUUUUAAUAAUUAUCUCUUCAUUAUAAUAUAAUAUUAUCAUUCAUUAAUAAUAUUAACUUCAUUUAAAAUAUUGUAAUUAUGGUGUAAUAACAAAAUUUUUUGGAUAUAAGCUAAAUGACAAAAUAAUGCUCAUAAAACUCUGCUCUAUUUUUUGGACGCUUCUACCAACACCACCUAAUUGUAGUGUAUUAUUGAAGUGAUACUUAUGUGAUAUUGUAGUAAAUUUUUAGAUUUAGUAUUUAAAAUAUCUUAAUAGGCAAGCAUAUUUCUUUAAAACCUUUUUUCUCAGCUCCUGUGCAUGGCAGGGAAAAUCUACGCAUACUGUUAGAAAGAUAUUUUUCUCUAGAUGUGCAGAAACCCUUUAUAAAUUAAAAUAGGCUCAAAAAUAAGCACAAAAAAUGAAUUUAAAAUUAAAAAAAAAAUUACAUGGGUCUUAUGGGUUGCCAAGCUGGUGACGAAAUAACAACAAAAUAUAAACAGAAAAUCAUAACAAAUGGAAGAAAUUCCAAUCACAUGUUUUAUUUACAGCGUGGGACGAAUACAGAAAAGUCUGUACAUUGCAUAUUUUUGGUCGAGUUUUCGACCAUUGGACGACCUCUAGUAUAUUCUAAUACAUGUACAUUACGAUACCAAUAAGUAUGUAGUUUUGUUGUAUGUUUAAUUGGAAUUUGCUCCAACAUGUCAAGUGACGUUUAAAACAACUUUUGUACUUAAAAAGCCUUUCAAUACUCUCCUACACAAAUAAUGUUAUGUUUAAUUAUUGUUUCUACUAUUGACACCUUAGGGUACCGAAAAAGGUAAAUUAUACUGAUUAAUGUUUAUGAUGUUAUUGAGCAGUGCAAAUUUUGGAAACUCGUCACACAAUAAUGGCUCAAGAUAUCUCAUCCAUCGGCGUAUCCAGAGAGGGGCAGGGGGGGGGGUCAGCUGCCCACCCUAGAAGCCAGAUAAGGUAUAUAAGAAAAAUUUUAUUAGUACGAGAAAAUAUGAGUAAGAUAGUUUACUUUUAUGAUUUUAUGACUGGGACGGGUAGCGUCGUCCUGUAAUCCAGCUACUAGGAGGUCACGAAUUGUGGAUAUUUAUAGGCAUGCACUGUGGAUGUGAUACUCCCUGGUGUGGAUUAAUGUCCGCACGAGUGAGUACUACGACUAUCCGCAGUACUAUCCUGAU